Talaromyces proteolyticus is the source of this 2589-nucleotide messenger RNA. RefSeq lists its product as uncharacterized. The record is from RefSeq and is a predicted model, not a curated record. Gene Ontology annotation, cellular component: cytoplasm. Lineage: Eukaryota; Fungi; Ascomycota; Eurotiomycetes; Eurotiales; Trichocomaceae. Gene Ontology annotation, molecular function: calcium-dependent cysteine-type endopeptidase activity. The transcript is spliced from 3 exons. Gene Ontology annotation, biological process: proteolysis. Bases 1 to 2589 code for a protein of 862 amino acids.
AUGUCCGACACCCUCGAAACUAAAAAGAACCCCAAUAAACCCCCCCAGGAGCUCGUCGGCGAUUUCUGGGAUAGUUUCAUAACGAAGAAACCUGGCCAAGUUACUUCAGUCUUUCCACAGAGACUGUACGCCAACCUCCUUCAUCCAGUCCUCAACGAAGCAUCCUCGUCGGCCCACAAUGCAGCUGAGAGCUACGACGCCGCUGCGAAGGAGUGCAAAGAAAAGGUAGCACGAAUUGUGCGCGAGUGUACGCGCACAAACGAGAAAUUCCUAGACCCCGAUUUUGAUAUCGAGAGCGACAAGAAUUUGGGCUUGGGAAACUGUCUCCGAGGUCUCCUCAGCGGCUGCGAUGACUCUGUGUCUUCUGAUACCAGCCCCGAAAUAAGACCGGCAGUAAGCGCAUUCGAACUAAGAAACUCUCUGAAUACGCUGGCAGCUAGCCAUGUUCUUGGCAUAAGCUCUACCGUGCCAAUUGACGUAAAUACAUUGAGGGAUUUUAUUGGUCCAGAGCAAGAUUUGAAGCCAACAACUUUCUCUGAUGAAAACGCUUACUUCCCUGGAUCAGUGCACCGAAUCGAUUGGAUCUUUAAAAACCCACAAUUCACUGUUGAUGGCUAUUCUACCACGGACAUUAAACAAGGUGCUAAUGGCGACUGUUGGUGGCUUGCAGCAGUCGCAACGAUAUGCAAUCGCCAGGACUUAAUGGAGAAGAUCUGCGUGGCUCGGGAUGCUGAGUGCGGAGUUUACGGCUACGUCUUUUACCGGGAUGGCGACUGGGUGUCGACAGUUGUUGACGACAAUUUGUAUCUGUCGGCGGCCGACUUUGACUUCUAUGGCGAUAGGUAUGACGGCACAGGCAAGAGAGCUCGAGAGCAUCGAAAGCACCAUCAAACAGGAUCCGAGGCUCUAUAUUUCGCGAAAUGCGCGGAUCCAAACGAAACAUGGCUACCCUUACUGGAAAAGGCCUAUGCGAAGAUACAUGGAGACUAUGAUGCCAUCUCAGGUGGUUGGCCUGGAGAAGCUGUUGAAGACUUGACUGGAGGUGUCACAACUACCAUUGCAACUAACCGAGUUCUAAGCAUAGAUAGGCUUUGGAAUGAGCUUAUCAACUCCGACGGACAGUUUGUAUUUGCAGCCUCUGCUCUUGGGACUGGCUGGGAUUCAACUCGAAGUGGUCUCGCUUUGGGACACGCUUACUCUAUUCUUCGGGCCGUACAUGAGUUAGAUGAGGAAGGAAAUGGUGUUAGACUGGUCUUGAUCAGAAAUCCCUGGGGAGAAAGAAAUGGAGGAGGCAUCGGCGAGUGGAAUGGGCCGUGGAGUGAUGGAGCUAAAGAAUGGACACCGUACUGGCUACAAAAGCUGGACCAUAAAUUUGGUGAUGAUGGCAUUUUUUGGAUGGCUUACGAAGACUUUCUAUCAACCUUCAUGUUUGUGCACCGUACCAGAAUAUUUGACGAUAGAUGGACCGUCGUUCAGCAGUGGACAAGAAUCAACGUUCCUUGGGUUCCCGGUUAUCUCCGAACGAAAUUUGAGAUCAAAGUCACAAAACCUGGACCGGUAGUUUUUGUGCUUUCUCAGCUUGAUAAACGUUAUUUCGCCGGCUUGGAAGGGCAAUACAAGUGUUCUCUACAUUUUCGUCUUCAGGAUAAAAACAAAAACCCAGAAGAUUACAUAUUAUUGGUACGACCUGUUCAUUCGUGGGAAGACCGAUCUGUAAAUGGCGAGAUAGAACUCGAGCCGGGGACAUACGAGGUUGUGCCCAAAAUUCUCGCAACUAGGGAUACUGAUCAAAAUAUGGUGGAAGAUGUUGUGAAGGAUUGGGCAGAGCGGAAUCCACAAAAGUUGCGACAGGUUGGCAAGAACUAUGAUAUCGCAAAUUCCAAGGUCAAAGAUUUGGAUGAAAACCGACCUACAAAUUUGAAAAAAGUUGUCGUUGGAGAGAACAAAGGCAAGGAAUCAUCGCUGGAUCAGGAUGGAAAGGAAGGAAAGAGUAAGAAAGCGGGUACUGACAAUAGCGAGAACAAGGAUACUCGGAGUGAAAAACCCGAGGACGCUAUUCCUGAAGUGAAACUUCACUCGCUAGAUAUGUUGGACGGAUUCAGGGUCAACAAAAAGGGACAGGUCUUAAAUGAAGAAGGGGAGCCAAUUGGAGAGCUUGAUGAAGGAGAGCUUCUAAAAUGCGCUGGACAAAAAGUUAAUCACAAGGGGGAAGUGUGCGAUAAACAUGGCGAAAUCCUCGGGAAAGUCAGAAUGCUGCAUCAACAAAUUGAUAAGCCUUCUACGGACCCAAAGGUAGAGCAAAAGGUCAAAGCUCCUGGUAGUCAAAAUGAUGAGCCCCAAAAGGAUAAGGGCCUAGAUGCGAACAAUGAGAGUUUCCUUGAGGGCAAGGGAAAAGAUGAAGAGGAGGACGAUUCUAAAAGCGACUCAACCGACACGGAGGAGAAUGAGUGCUCCCCGUGGAACGCCGUAUGCACAAUUGGAUUACGUGUGUAUGCCCAUGACCCUGACAUAUCUAUCAAGCUUGUAAGUCCGGAUGAUUCUGAAGAUACCAGUAGUCGCGAUGGGAAUGAGGCCCGCACUGAUGUGUGA